This is a messenger RNA of Physella acuta, 2289 nucleotides long. RefSeq names its product beta-1,3-galactosyl-O-glycosyl-glycoprotein beta-1,6-N-acetylglucosaminyltransferase 3-like. Gene Ontology annotation, molecular function: acetylglucosaminyltransferase activity. Gene Ontology annotation, cellular component: membrane. The record is from RefSeq and is a predicted model, not a curated record. NCBI's taxonomy places the organism in Eukaryota, Metazoa, Mollusca, Gastropoda, Physidae.
CAGCGAGUAACUCCCCGGCGUUAGUAUCGUGUUGAGUGAAGUGGAUACAGUGACGACAAUUUGGUUGUGUGACUCUAGAUCUUUAUACACUCAACAGGUAACUCGUACAACACCUUUACACAUGAUUUCAAUUAGAUACAGACCGGUGUUUCCAGCAUGAAGUUUUCAGAAGAUCGUUCCAAAGACAAGAAGGUGUUUACAAUGCUCUACAAGAAGUUCCGCUACAAGAUUUUCUUCAUUUUCUGCGUGGGUCUUGUCCUGGUGUAUAUCCUGCAAGACAAGACGCCCUUACUGCAGGCCCUAACACACCCAACAUACGCCACAAACACCACACAUCAGCUAGACGCCAACACACAACUACAACACAUUGACACCAACACGCCAAAGACGGACAAUGCUGAAGCCUACACACUGGACGUGAUUGUCCAAGCCCUUACAAAGAUGGAUCACCAGCCCGCGAGUAACGUAGAGGUAGCUCCGCCACAAAACCACGCGUCUGGUCCCACCAACGCUUGCAUGCAGACGCCAGAAAAACUUGCACGUCUGCUCAAAGUUAAAGAAAUCGACUGCAAAUCUGUUUUCUCCGGGAGCAAAUCUGCUGUCGACGAAGGUAUUUCGAAAUCAAAAUCCACCAAACGUGAACUUUUAUCCAACGAUUUUUACCUCAAUUUAACAGAAAACUGCGAAAAUUUUAAAGCAGUACGAGGUUAUAUGACAUGCCCACUGUCUUCAGAAGAAGAAGAAUUCCCUCUGGCUUAUUCAAUCGUGGCUUACAAAGACAUCGAAAUGGUUGAAAGAUUACUCCGCGCCAUUUACCGACCGCAGAACUACUACUGCUUCCACCUCGAUGCUAAAUCCGACAAAACGUUUUAUCUGGCUAUGUCCGCGAUAGCUCAAUGUUUCCCGAAUGUUUUCCUAUCGGCUGACAGAGUCGACAUCAAGUGGGGGGAGUUUAGCGUGCUGGAGGCAGAGAUCGUCUGCAUGAGACAGCUGUGGAGGUACACCAAGUGGAAGUACUUCAUCAAUCUCACGGGCCAGGAGUUCCCGCUCAAAACAAACGCCCAGAUUGUAAAGAUCCUGCACGCUUACAACGGCGCCAACGACUUAGAAGGGACAGUAAAAAGAGCCAAUAAGGACAGAUGGAACAACAAGACACCUCCCCGGGGGUUGAGGCCAGUCAAAGGAUCGGUACACGUCAUAGCCAACAGGGAUUUCGUUGAUUACAUCCUGCACAACGACACGGCCAAGGAGCUUCUAGAAUGGGUCAGGGGCACGGGAAUUCCCGACGAGACGUUUUUUGCCACCCUCAACCACAACCCACAGCUGGGCAUACGCGGAAGUUACAAAGGUGAUCCUGAAACCGAAUCGGCUGAUUCGUUGGUCAAACCUUUCCUCACGAGGUUCAAAAACUGGGGGUCGGAACCAUUCAAGGCUAACUGUGCAGGGAACUUUGUCAGGGGAAUUUGUAUUCUCUCAACAGGCGACCUCCCCCAACUCGGGACAGCCAAACAGCUGUUCGCCAACAAGUUCUACCUGUGGGAGGACUUCACGGUUAUCGGCUGCCUGGAGGAGAAGCUGAUGAACGCCACGAGGGACGAGCUGCUGGGUCUACAGACGUUUAACGUCACGCAUUAUGCUCAGCUGGGCUUUGUGAAAAACCAGGUGACGUAGCACACAGGACAUGGGUUGAUGUGUUGUGUUCACGUAUGUGUAGGUGAUUUUGUGUGCGGGUUGUGAUUUUAUUGAUGAGCGUGUACGUGAUUUUUUGAUGUGCGAGUACGUGAUUCUAUUGAUGUGCGUUUAUAUAAUUUUGUUGAUGUGCGCGUAUGUGAUUUCAUUGUUUUAAAUGUAGUCGACUUAUUGAUGUCCAUUUAUGUGAUUGUUGUGACGUGCGUAUUGGUGAUUUUAUUGACGUGAGUGUAGAUGAUUUAAUUGAUAGAUUGGUUUUCAUCUCUGAAGAGAGAGAUGACAUAAACAAAGGAUGGACAAAAGAUAUGAAAAGUUUGGAAAAGAAGCCGUGAGAGUGAGAGAGAGAGAGAGAGAGAGAGAGAGGAAGAGAAAGAGACAAAGAAAGCGAGGAGAGACAGACGGACAGAGUGACAGAAAGAGAGAGAGAAAGGUAAAGAAAAUGAAAUAAUAAUCAAGAAACUGAUGAAAAAAACCUAAAAUGCCAAUUUUAGCACUUUGUUAUUGGAUUCCAUUUCAAAACAUUCCAUAAUUUCUUAUAUUCUUUAAUGUUUAUAUUAAACUAUACAAAUAAGCAUAUAUGCCUACAUUUAUACACUUAUA